AUGGCAACAACAACAGUGACCUCGCACAGCACAGACUCUGAUCGCAUCGACAAAGAGCCACAUCUCGCACACGCAUCAACAAACAUCUCAAUCAGCCCAGAGCUGUUCGAGAAACUGUAUCUCGCGCCCAAAACACCACACGCAAACGACCGCGUGGGAAAAUAUGCAAACGCGACACCCUUGGGUUUCCUAGGCUUCGUAAUCUCAACCUUCACGUUCUCCAUGGUACUAAUGGGCUGGGGCGGUGCCGCCGGAAUGCAAGCAGUCGUCGGCAUAUUCUUCUUCACAGGCCCCCUCCUCCUAACCCUCUCCACAAUCUUCCUCUGGAUCCAAGCCCAAUUCUUCCCCAUGAUGGUCUGCGGCCUCUUCGCCGUCUUCUGGCUCUCCUUCGGCAUGUUGCAACUGCCCACCCUCGGUCUCUCUGCCGCAUACUCGCCAACUGGCGAUGCAGCAGCAGGGAUGGUGAGCAAGGAGAUGAACGCAGUCAUUGCAUUGUAUUUGCUUGUGUGGGGUUUUGCGCUAGCAACGUUUUGGCUCUUUACUAUCCGGAUCAACAUGGUCUUUGCGGGUAUCUUCGGGUUUGUGACGGUCGGGGCUUGGGUGUUGAGUGGAGCGUACUGGGCGUUGAGUACGGGGGAUUUUGAUAAGGCGUUGAAGUUGCAGAAGGCUGGUGGAGCGCUCUUGUUCAUAGUAGGCCUGCUGGGCUGGUACAUGCUCUUCGUCAUCAUGGCUGCAGAGAUGCGCUGGUCUGUAUGUCCGCCUGUUGGAGAUCUUAGCAAAUACUGGGCGAAGACGGAUGUCGAGAUUGGUGCAAAUGCAAGCGAGAAGAAAGAUUGA
Alternaria conjuncta is the source of this 837-nucleotide messenger RNA. RefSeq lists its product as uncharacterized. Gene Ontology annotation, cellular component: plasma membrane. Lineage: Eukaryota; Fungi; Ascomycota; Dothideomycetes; Pleosporales; Pleosporaceae. The record is from RefSeq and is a predicted model, not a curated record. Bases 1 to 837 code for a protein of 278 amino acids. Gene Ontology annotation, molecular function: acetate transmembrane transporter activity. The transcript has 3 exons.